Leptosia nina is the source of this 3993-nucleotide messenger RNA. Lineage: Eukaryota; Metazoa; Arthropoda; Insecta; Lepidoptera; Pieridae. The record is from the annotation of a GenBank genome assembly.
AUGGAUAUAAAUAAAGUAUUUCUUAAAAUUAAGGAGUUAGACCAUACAAAUAGUAAGCGAGAAACUUUACGCGAAUAUUGCAGCAAUAAAUUUGAUGAGAUCACAAAGUAUUUACCUCGUCGGAUAUUACAGAGUGACGGCGCAGAUAUUUUAGAUUCUAUUUUUAAUGGCUUACAAACUUCUGAAACUAAUAGUAACAAAGCAAAGAUAAUAGACAUAGUGUUAACUGUGAUGAGAAAAGAAGCAACAUCUCUCACUCACUGUGGAGAUGUGAUAAGUCGUCUGUGUUUAGAACUUCCAAAAAUGCCAAUUGCUGACCUGAUACGAUGGAAUAAUGAUAGUGUCCAAUCUAUAGUAAAUGACAAUGAUGUUAAUGUGAUAUGGAGAGAUGUUCUUCCUGAAUGCCUCUAUGUCAUAUCAUCUGAAAGCACUGUGAAACACUGCGGUUCUGAUAUGUCAGGGAUUGAAUACAAGGCUCAAUGUGUUCAUUUACUAUGCAUGUGUCAAUGGAAGGAACAUCAGCUAGUACCACUCACUACUAUGUUUAAGGACAUACAACUAUCUCGGUCUGACCACAAGCAAGUGGUAAAUAAGAUAUGCACCUACAUAAUGGAAACGCCGCCUGAAAGUUUACCACCUUUGCUCCAUCAGUUAUUAAAAUUAUGCAAAUUAUACAAUGUGGAGAUAGUACUAGCCCACCUCAGUCAAUACUUCAAUUUGCAUUUGUAUAGCAAAUUAGAGCCUCUGCCAGGCGAUUCAGAAUCAAGCACGAUGGAAAUUGAUGAUAUAGUGCAACAUAGCCCUGCUGAACUCAGCCGAUGCCUGUCAACCUGCCUAUAUCAUAUAUCCCAGGGGGCAGCAGACCCUGAGUUAAUAAGGAAGCAUAUCAAGCAGUGGCCCAAGAGCCAAAUCCUGCGAACUCCAUUCCUCUUAGACCUGGCUCUAGCUGUCUCUGACAAGGGCUCAGAAUUCAAAUCAGUUUGCUUGGAUGUAAUAAAGGCAGCUAUAGAACAGCGGACGCUAGACGAUCUAAAAAGACAGGAGUCAAGUUGGGUGCGGUCUGUUCUUCCACCCGACAUCAAUGUUGCCAGUGUUCUCAAAGUGUUGACUGAGGAGAGCGCGAAUCACAGGGAACUAACCGUUCGAGGUCUUAUCAACUUGGCGUUCACAUUAUUAUCUGUGUCGCGAGUUAAGCCGGUUUCCCACGCAUGCUGGUCCCACGGAAAGCUGAUACUCGUCAGAUUGUGCAAAUCACAACCUAAUACUGCGCAACAUAUACUGGCGCAACUUGCUGAUAGGUUGUCUGCAGAUGCUAGUCAGCGGCAGUACUCAGAUUGUCUCUACGUUCUGUGCAAGUUGACACCAGUCUCAGUAGAGUCUUGUACCCAGCUGAGUACGAUACUAGAAAAUUGUCAACCCGGCGUGUAUUAUACACACUCGGCCGCGGUGUAUGCAGCUGUCCGUCCGUUGAUUACGUUCAGUACCAGAACUAGGGACACGCUCGUUAUGGUCUGUCGUAAGGGCCUAUAUUCGAGAGAUUCUCAGCACAGAUGUCUAUCAUUAGUGGGCUUCUUAACAGUCCUGAAACACAUGAAACUGUCAUCUACUUCGCUGAGCAGCACUCAAAGCAGUUGCAGUGAGCAAUACAGUGCACACUCUUAUCUCACUCAAAUUACUAUAGAGUUACACGCAACGCAGCAAGGAUCUAGGGUGACAUCGAGGGUACGCAAUGAAGCAAUUUGUUUGGAAGUUGUCUCCAUUUUACGAAGGUGUCUUGUCCAGGAUGCUGUGGUCAAACAGUUGCUUUACACAGAAUUGUAUGACUGCGCGAAAGAAAAGCCAGCACUACAAGAAUCAAUUUUAGAACUGCUAUAUGAACACGUGAACAAAUUCCUAUCUGAUGAUGGAGACGCUUUGCCGUUCCUGUGGGAGAAGUGUGUCCACUCCGGACCAGUCACUGCCAAUCUUGUUGAACCAAUAGGAAGGCUGAUAUAUGGUAUUGCUCAGUUUCUCCUACCCAUGGAUGACGAGUCGGAUGACAUUCUGUCCAGUCAGAGCGAAAGCGAAGCUACACACUUACGUAACAAGUUAAUAGGUAUUAUGGACAAAUUGUGUGAUUCCGAGCAUUUGAUGCAUCUUGAUGUGGAUGAUCACGGUGUAUCAGACUUAACGCCAGAGUCCCAAGCUCAGAGGCUAAAGAUUCAGCAGACAUUACAAUGCUACGAGGCGCUCAUAGCUCAUAGAAUCAUACAGUGGACGCCGCAUACUACUUACGCUAAUUCUGUAUAUAAUUUCUACAAAAUGUAUUCCCAGCUUUUAGAUAAUACUAAGGCAACACCGAAAGGUAAGAAAGGCAAAUUAAACGAAACGGGAGACGCAGUCAAGUCGCAGAAGAGUCAAAAGUCGCAAAAGGAGAAGGGGAGGGGGCCUAUCAAGUUAUCCAACAUGGCGAAGGAUAGGGCUGGUCCUUUCAAACCUUUGCCGUGCUUGUGGGACUUAGGGUUGUGCCAUAGGAUACUUGAAUUACUAUAUAACGAAGAAGUUACCUGGUCUUCGUUAGAACAGCGCAACCAAAUUCGUAGCAAGCGUGAAUUUCAUCAUUUUACUCUUAGAUGUAUACAGAGUGUUCUGAACGAGAAACUGGACAAAAGUGCUGUUGGUACACACGUGUUUCGUAUAGCCACACUCCUUUAUAAACGAUGCUUAUGUAGAUUUCAAGAUCUAUGCGAGUUUGAUGACGUCACAGCCCUGUCUUGUCUCGACGUCAUUAAAACAUGUCUGAAUCUGGUGCUUUCCCCCCAGUACUCUUUCAAAAUUGAGAGUAUUUUGUCUGGAAUAACUGGAGAUCCCGAUACAACGCCAUCUAUGAACAUGUCUCAAAUCCUAAGGAAUAUACACACUGCGCUUGCGCAGCUCGAAGCAGAAAGUGUGGCUGAAGAUCGCGAUGUACUAUUAAAGAAGCACAUUAGCUUACUACUGCAGAUAGCUAAUAUGUUAUUUGAGACUCCUGUUAGCGCUUGUCAAGCACUUAAUACGGUAAGAGCAAAGUUAGAAGAUUACGUUCGGACGAGCAAGCAAGAUUGUAUACAGCUGGUUACGGGGUUGUUAACCGCUGCAUUUCGUGAACACAGAGAUGCGGCUUUCUUGGACCACGUCAUAUUUAAACUUACCCGAGUUUUGGGUAAGAUUGAUGAAGAAGAGUCGUCGUCCACAGAUGAGAAUGAAGAUUUCCCAGCUAUCGACUCGCGAACUGGCCACACAGUGCUGACCAGUGUAUGCCUGCAUUUGAGUAGCCGAUUCAAAUGUAUUGAGCACUUGCUGAUUCGUAGUAAGGAUUUGAGUCUAGCAGUUAACUUGGCCACAACGUCCAAUCAACAGAGGAUAGGGAAAGAAUUGGUGGAUGUAUACAAGUUGGUAGUGGUGCAAUUAUGCGCACUUAGCGGAUGGAUGAGUCGCAUCUGUUCGUUGCGGUGCUGCGUAGGCGCAGGCAGCGAGCGCGUACUGGCUUCGUGUACGCGUUUUUACACGCUGCUGUCUAUCUUAUUGAAACAGCUGAAUUCACAAACUGAUUUGGUACCUACCUUAAGGUUGGAUAGACUAUUCAAGUUGUGCGGUAAGAAGUUAUCAUCGGUGACAGACGGUCUCAUCACCUAUUUGGAGGCAUCGCAAGAGCACCAGAAGGCCAGCAAAGUAUUGCGGGACACUAAGCUCAUACCGCGUUUGGUACUCGAAGCGGAGCAAUUCUGCAAACACGCUAUACUACUGGGUAAUAAGGUUAAGGUGGACUUCCAACAAUAUUUAUCUCUGGGCACUGCACGAGACUUUAGAAUCAAAGCACCAGUUCUGAUGGAGGCACUUAAUGCGGGGAAUGACGAAAAUAGAGAUCCAGAAAUAGACCAGACAACACCAACAGUAUUAUCCCCAAUUGAAAGUGAGAACGAACAAGAGAGUGAUGAAGAAGACUCAAGAAGGAAGCGUAAAAGAGUUUCAUAA